UAGAAGAUGAAAACGAUGCAAUAUCGCGUCUUGAAAGAUUAGAAGAUUAACAAUUUUCAACAACGUGAAAGGCCGCGAAAUUUCGACGUCGAACCAUCACGAAUGUUUGUGAUUACCUGCGAUAAACCUAAAACAUUUGGAUGGUUUUGAGGUUUUCCGCUCGAGACACUCAGAAGAAUGUCACAGACAUCGACAGAACCUCCAAUUUUGGCCAAACAAAUAUCUGUCCAGGAUAACACAAGAGGAAGAGAUACAGUUGAAAUCUAUAAAGCGAAGAGCGACGAUAUUUUAUCAACACAUGAAAAUAUUCAUUUGUUGACUUCCGAGAAACCGAGUUCGUUUGAACGCAAUUGCAAAGACCGAAUAAGCGGUAGACGCCGCUAUAAUAAUGCUUCAGAAAAACAGCAAAUGCGACAAGGUUCGAAAGAUUCCAGAAAAAAAAUACCGGAACUUUACAACGAUUACACAAGAUAUCAAUAUCAUCGAAAAUCAAAUAAAGAAAAGCAUCGAAAACACAAAUCAAGAUCGCAUCGAAAACGGAAAGAAGAGAUAACGACAGGUAGUUUACCAAAACUCUUUCAAAGAGUGAAAGAUUUCUUCACGAGAAAGACAGACAACAACAAGGAAAAUCGCAGGAAAAAAUCACCCAACAGAGAAAGAAAAGAACACGAACAUUUUCACCGACACGGCACGCAACGCGCUAAACACAAACGCGAACUUUCCGGGAAGCUAUUUCGCAGUGCAAGCGAUUCAGACCUUGAAGCGGUAAAACACCAUCGCCGCCAUCGAGGAUCGCUUCAUAAAAAAAGCACGAGAGAUGACAUGCUCCGACAAAAUAAACAUUGGAAGUCAAGGAGACAUCACGAUAAGCUAUCCAGCAUUUACGAGAGCAGUGAUCGCUCAGGGAGAACGGGUACUAGUGAUGGUGGGAAGUUAAUGGUUACCAGGAGAGGUAAGAUGACAUUCAAUGAUACUGACGGUUACAAGGAUACAGACACCAGGAGAAUGAACGGAAAAAUUCAUAAGAAACGCGAUACAAGCGAUGGUAGCCACUCACACGAGUCUUCGUCGCACGAAAAGAGACGGUCUUCACACCACAGGCGAUCGCGAAGUAAGGAGUACCAAAGUUUGAAAAAGAAAUGGGCAAAACAACACGAGAGUUUCGAGAAUGAUUUGGAGAAGAUGGAAAAGUUGCUAGAGAUGAUAGGAAUGAAGAAAACAGAGGGAUGGUUGGAAUUGAGGAGUUCUGAAAGCACCACUUUGUUAGAAAGACUUGAAGCAACUCAGGAGAAAUGCGUGGCUGAAGUUGACUUUACGCGUCACGUGCUCAUUUGUAAACUUCAGCGACUUGAGAAUAGACUGGAGGAGAGUUUAUCAAGUAUGGACUAUAGUAAUAAUAAUCAUUUGUUGAUGGAUAACCAAGGAAGAAGCGUCAACGAAAUAAGAGACGAAAUGUCCAAGGAGUAUAGAGAUCUGAGAAAAUUACUUGAAGAAACGAGUACUCAACUUAAACAGGUUUUGGAUGAAAAACAACCAACAGAAAUCGACGGAGAAGAAACAGCUUCACCUCUUCGAAAACGAUUAAACACUCAAAUUCGAGAAAGAAACGAAGAUGCAAGCACGACUGACGUUCCUUUCCCAGAGUUGUCUCACCAUCCUUUAAAUACUCGUGAUUCGAGAGAAAAAAAACUUGUGAAGCAGACCUCAACAAAAUCGGAAAAGAAAGACACUGCUCGUUCAAAGGCAAAAAAUGUAAGAACACAAAAAUCUGUAAACGAACGAACUAAAUCGACGAAAAAAGACAAAGUAGCGUUAGAAAAGGCGGGAAGAUCUUCCCCGACAAUCACACGAGUUACGACUUAUGUAUGAAACUUAUUCUCUAGAUUUUUGUAUGAACUGCAAGCUGUACAUUAUACAUGUAAAAUUGAAUAUACGAUAAUAUAUUUUUGUACGUAAA
This is a messenger RNA of Xenia sp. Carnegie-2017, 1957 nucleotides long. Its product is annotated as myosin-9-like. Bases 178 to 1869 code for a protein of 563 amino acids. Lineage: Eukaryota; Metazoa; Cnidaria; Anthozoa; Malacalcyonacea; Xeniidae. The record is from RefSeq and is a predicted model, not a curated record. The transcript has 7 exons.